AAGGGAACUCGCAAUUUAUGGGAUUAUAAAAUCAUAACAACCGCUCCAUCUAUGCUGUCCCGCGCGCACCGGACAGAAUAGAAGACUGGCAGGUUGCUACGCUGGCCCUAUUGCUAGGAGGUGGAGCCCUGGUGCUGAUGUCAUUCCUGGUCGCUCUAGUUGCAGUGUGCAUCGGCACGAGACGGCGCUUCUACGCACCCGUCGCCUUUAUGCUCUUUGCUGCAGUUGUCCUCCAGGCCUGCAGCUUGGUCCUCUACCCCAUCAAGUUCAUUGAGAGCAUCAACCUGAGAAUCUACCACGAGUUCAACUGGGGCUACGGCCUGGCCUGGGGAGGAACCAUCUUCUCCUUCGGUGGGGGAAUCCUCUACUGCCUCAACCCCAAAAACUACGAGGAGUAUUACUAGCUCUAAUGCAAGCCGAGAAGCCUACAUGUUGGUAGAGGUAGUCAGGAGACAAGCAAGGUUUUUUUUUGGUUUUUUUGUAACCGCUCAAUUCCCAAGAACUCUAAGUAUAAAGUAUACAUCGUAUUUGAACCAAUAACUGUACUACCACAAGCUUCCACCCGGGGGAAAUUCAAGGGGUGAAGCUGCCGGUCGGGGGAUUUCUUUUCUUGCCUCAAAUAACAGUUGAGGCUGAGGCUGCAUAUUUGAACUUACAGCCGUAACGUCACCAAGUUGGUCCUGGGGAGGGGUUGGUGGGUGGGAAGGAGUCUUACCAGUUUA
Messenger RNA from Perca flavescens (yellow perch), 722 nucleotides. RefSeq names its product transmembrane protein 47. Bases 138 to 404 code for a protein of 88 amino acids. NCBI's taxonomy places the organism in Eukaryota, Metazoa, Chordata, Actinopteri, Perciformes, Percidae. The record is from RefSeq and is a predicted model, not a curated record. The transcript has 3 exons. Gene Ontology annotation, biological process: cell-cell adhesion. Gene Ontology annotation, cellular component: cell-cell junction.